Drosophila serrata is the source of this 545-nucleotide messenger RNA. RefSeq lists its product as uncharacterized. The record is from RefSeq and is a predicted model, not a curated record. Lineage: Eukaryota; Metazoa; Arthropoda; Insecta; Diptera; Drosophilidae.
CCACAAAAAAAAAGAAAAUAAAAGUGAAACAAAAGCCGGAAAAAAAGAGUUUACCGCCUGGACUCGUUAGUGGAAUUUUUUGUAGCCUUUUGGCCAGUUUACGAGCGGCUCAGCAUAAAUUGCUGGUCUCCCCCAACUCCAAUUUCCCCCAUUUUCCCCCAUUUGCACGGCCGUAAUGAGGCAAUGAGACGGGCAGCCGGAAAAGCCACGUCGGGAGUAGCGGCAACAGGAACAGCAACAGCAACGGCGGAGCCAUGACAUCUGGAUCUAAAACGGGAUCUGGAGUUUUCCGGAGUUUGGAGCUUUGGCCCCUGAGCGUGUAAAGGAGACAGAACGACUGACAAAGAAAGAGAGCGAGAGGGAGAGCAAUGCUGCGCGAUAUCUUUCUGUAUUUAGUUCUAAUCGUUUUAUUUUGCUUCAUUUUCAUGGCGCAGUUAAUCGUCAACGUUUACGCCUUCCAGCGCCAGCCGUCGCCCCAAAAAGCUGAGCGCAAUGAAAUUAUAUUUGUAUAGAAAGGAGAUAGCAGCCCAUAUAUAUUUACACUG